AUGGCUCCGACGUAUAGAGAUCAUUAUUUUGGUCAUAGUGUUCCAUCCAUCAAAGAUUGUCACUGGUGCCAAAUUCGCAGCUUCUCCAACGCCGACAAAUACCCAAUUUCCAUCGUUUGCAAAGACGAACAUCUAACUCUCCCUGGUGAUUUCACCUUUAUCCAGAAAUCCAUCCUCCGAGAAGGAGUAUCCCGAGCUGAUCCUGAGUUUCGAGUCGGCUGUGAAUGCAAAAAUAAUUGUCAUGGAAUCACUUGUCACUGUCUACAAGAUUCCGAAGUCGACCUACCGGAUCAUAACGUCUAUGCCUACCAAGCAGGUGGUAAUAGUGAAGGAUGUUUGAAAGAACAGCUUUUAGGUAGUAAAGCGCCUAUUUAUGAAUGUCAUGAAGCUUGCGCUUGUGACGAGACUUGUGAUAAUCGAAUUGUGGCAAGAGGAAGACGUGUACCAUUACAAGUUUUCCGUACAGAAACUCGUGGCUGGGGUGUUCGAAGCAAAGUCCCCAUCAAAGCAGGUGCAUUCAUAGAUUGCUAUAUUGGCGAAAUAAUCACAUCUCAAGAAGCCGAAAGACGUCGCGAUAAUGCAAUCAUCAGUAAGAGAAAAGAUCUCUACCUAUUCAACAUUGACAAGUUCACCGAUCCAGAUAGUCUCGAUGAGACUUUACGUGGCGAUCCAUAUGUAAUCGAUGGGGAAUUUUUCUCGGGACCUAGUCGUUUCUUCAAUCACUCCUGCGAACCUAAUAUGAAUAUUUUUGCUCGUGUGGGGGAUUACUCGGAGAAAAAUCUUCAUGAUUUGGCUUUCUUUGCGUCGGAGGAUAUUCGACCUAUGACGGAACUUACUUUUGAUUAUGUGGAUGGUCAUGAUAAUGGAGAGGAGGGAAGCGAGAAAUGUUUAUGUGGAACUAAGUCUUGUAGAGGUUGGCUUUGGUAG
Molecule: messenger RNA, 927 nt
Organism: Sclerotinia sclerotiorum 1980 UF-70
Lineage: Eukaryota; Fungi; Ascomycota; Leotiomycetes; Helotiales; Sclerotiniaceae
Exons: 3
Coding region: 1-927 (308 amino acids)
Cellular component (GO): nucleus
Molecular function (GO): zinc ion binding; histone methyltransferase activity; protein binding
Source: RefSeq, a predicted model, not a curated record